AUGAUGCUUGACAAGGCAGGAAUAAUUGAAGAUUCUCCCGACUUGAUUACAAUGAAUGUAUGUGCUGAUUGUUUUACUGCUUUAUCGAAGGAGAAUUGUGUUCCCCGUUUUGCGCUCACGAACAACUUGUAUCAUGGCAAACUUCCGAAAUACUUCGAGGACCUUACUUGGGUCAAGGAGAAAAUUUGUGCAAUAUACAGUACCAUGGCUCAUGUCACACGUUUAUUCCAGUCGUCUGAUCUGCUGCAGCUGAAGGUCUUUCAUGGUAAUAUUUGUGCUCAUGAUAUGAAUGUUGUGUCAACUGCUUCGGUGUUGCCUCGGACUCCUGCAGACAAUAAAAUCUGGACGUUUCUUGUUUGGUUGAAACAUCAUAAUCGUCUGUAUUCUGAUAUCCCACUCGAACCGGGCAAUCUGAACCUUUAUCCUGCCGAUGACAUGUUGCCUGGAUUAUCUGAUCAAAGCAGGCAUGUCUGA
Suillus paluster is the source of this 474-nucleotide messenger RNA. RefSeq lists its product as uncharacterized. The transcript has 3 exons. The record is from RefSeq and is a predicted model, not a curated record. The coding region runs from base 1 to 474 and encodes 157 amino acids. Lineage: Eukaryota; Fungi; Basidiomycota; Agaricomycetes; Boletales; Suillaceae.